AUGGCUGCUCUCAUCAGCGCGUACUCGUCGUGGCCGGAGUCCUUCGAAUGUUCUCCAGAAGACGGAGAUGGGCCUGAUGGGCACGGAUCGCACAGGACAACCGUGGACAAGGCGCCGGAGCCGCGGAUCCGACGGCCGAUGAACGCGUUCAUGGUCUGGGCCAAAGAUGAGCGCAAACGUCUGGCGGUUCAAAACCCUGACCUGCACAAUGCCGAGCUCAGCAAAAUGUUAGGAAAGUCAUGGAAGGCCCUUACUCCUCCUCAGAAGAGGCCCUAUGUGGAGGAGGCAGAAAGGCUGCGGGUGCAGCACAUGCAGGACUACCCCAACUACAAGUACCGGCCUCGCCGGAAGAAACAGCUAAAACGUAUUUGCAAGAGAGUGGAUCCUGGCUUCCUCCUGAGCGGGCUGGCUCCGGAACACAGCACCCUGCCGGAGCAGCGGGCCCUUUGUCACCCCCUCGACAAAGAUGAGGGCAGCCCCAACAAAAUCAGCGGUGGGUUUUCCGGUCCGAGCACUGUUCUUCCCAGCGUCAGAACCUUCAGAGAACCUGCUGGCUCUAACAGCAGCUUCGACACAUACCCGUACGGCCUGCCAACUCCUCCUGAGAUGUCCCCUUUAGACGCCAUGGACCAUGAGCAUGUGCCCCCCACCUAUUACUCAGCGUCUGGUAGCUCUUCAGUCUCCUGUUCUUCUUCAGCCUCCUGUCCAGACGAACAUCACCAGAAUCAGACACAUAUGGGCAGCCCACCUCCCUACCACACUGACUACACCCAGAGCCAACUCCACUGUGGGGGCACACAUUUGGGUCACAUGCCUCACAUGUCUCAAAUUGGAGGUAGUGGUGGACCAAUCCAUGGGCCUCCCAUUUCUUACUACAGCUCUUCAACUUUUGCCCAAAUUCACCACGGGCUCCAUCAAGGCCACCUGGGUCAGCUGUCCCCCCCACCAGAGACUCAGGGUCACCUGGAGACUUUAGAUCAGCUGAGCCAGGCCGAACUUUUGGGUGAGGUGGACCGCAAUGAGUUCGACCAGUACCUGAACUCCAAUGGGAGCGGCUUCCACCCGGAACAGGGCAGCAGCAUGACUGUAACGGGACACAUCCAGGUAGCAUCAGCUGCACCCCCGUGUUCCAGCAGCAGCAGCAGCAGCAGUACAGAAACCAGCCUCAUCUCUGUGCUCGCAGAUGCAACUGCUGCCUACUACAACAACUACGGCAUUUCGUAAACGCGAUCACAGACUAAACGGACUCUGCAAGAGCAUUCAGUUAACCGAUAUGGGAGGAUUUUGCAAGCCGGUGCUGGAAGGGGCAACAUUUGUUAAUGCAAAACCAUUAAAUGCACCUGACUAUAAUAAGCUGAAACCGUUUCAGAGCAAUAUGAUUUCUGGAGCCACAACAGAACAAAGAAAUAGAUAUGAAGAAAAGGAGAUGGACAUCUCAGGGAAGCAGUUCCAAGUGUCAUGAAAUUUCCAAAAUCUAUAGAACAAAUGUAAAAAACGUGUUUGCCCAAUUGUAAAUGUUACUGUACAGAUGCUCUACGGAAGCUAACCGAAGUCCUUUGAUGUCUUGCAUAAAUGUUAUGCUAUUAUCCCCGCUUUCCAUUCGAAUGUUUGUAUUAUACGUUGUUGCUCUCAUCGGUUUGGGAGUCUUACCUCAAUAGUUGUAAGUGAAUGAGGUUUUAGUUGGCGGUUUGAGUAAACGGUGUUUAAUGAAAAAGAGGAAAGAGCCGUUUAUAAUUCUUCAAUCCAUGUUAAUCAGUCUCUGCACCAGAGUGAAUAAUAAUUGUAACUGUAUGAUGAUUUAGGUUUAUGAAGAAAAUAAUUUAAAAUAAAGGUCAGUUUUUUUUUCUAAGAAUUGUGGUUGCUGCGUAGACAGUAUAAAGAGGAGACUCCGUGUUGCAACAGAUACUUGGCGAUGCCAUUGAAAGCCAAUAGAAAAUUUGAGCACUUAAAAAAAAAAAUCCAUUGAACAGAAUUGUGGCUUGUAAAAAUGCAGAAUUAAAUGGGGGAAAGUCUUUUAGCA
Messenger RNA from Oryzias latipes (Japanese medaka), 2020 nucleotides. RefSeq names its product SRY-box transcription factor 7 (gene sox7). Gene Ontology annotation, biological process: cell differentiation; positive regulation of transcription by RNA polymerase II. NCBI's taxonomy places the organism in Eukaryota, Metazoa, Chordata, Actinopteri, Beloniformes, Adrianichthyidae. Gene Ontology annotation, molecular function: DNA-binding transcription activator activity, RNA polymerase II-specific; RNA polymerase II cis-regulatory region sequence-specific DNA binding. Gene Ontology annotation, cellular component: nucleus. The record is from RefSeq and is a predicted model, not a curated record.